AUGACCCCCCUUCUCGCCCUCUCCAGGUCACUCUACCGUGCCUGGGGUCUCCCCAGACUCCAUAGCACACAGAGACUCUCGUUGAAAAACAGACUCCCUCCACACACAUGGGACACUCAUAUGCACGUCGUCGAACCACGGCGCUUCCCUAUCGCAGCCGAAGCAGUCUAUCAGCCCGCGGCACACCCGCUCGACGAGGCUCUCGCCUUUGAAUCAUCCCUGGGGAUCAACAAUAUCGUUCUCAUCCAGCCGUCCGUCUAUGGCACAGACAACGCAUGUCUCCUCGACGCCCUGAGGCGCAUCGGGCCUGUUCGUGGACGAGGUGUAGUCGUUAUCGACCCUACUGCUAUUUCUUCUGACACCCUCACCACCUGGCACGCUCUCGGUGUUCGUGGCGUUCGUGUGAACCUCAAGUCUGUCGGGAAGGUGCUCAGCGAGCGAGACCUAGCAGAAACUCUCCUCCAACACGCCAAAGUCAUCCAACCGCUCGGCUGGAUGAUCCAGGUGUACCUCCCGCUCAAUAUGAUGCCCAUGCUGGAGCGCAUCGUGCCCCGACUGCAUGGGACGACCGUCUGCGUCGACCAUUUCGGAAGCCCCGAUCUCCCCGCGUCUGGUCCUGCACCCCGGCCGCUGGAUCCCUACUCCCUCCCGGGAUUCACCUCGUUGAUGGCGCUGCUGCGCACAGGAUCUACAUAUGUGAAAAUCUCCGCACCGUAUCGACUCAGCCCGGACGGCGGGCUGCGCGACCUGGAGACGAUGAUCCGCGAAUUUCUGCGCCACGCGCCGCACCGGGUGGUCUACGCGACGGACUGGCCGCAUACACGGUUUGCGGGCGCGGACAUCACCUCCUUUACGGAGCUGUGUUUGCGACUGUGUGCUCAUGACCCAGCCCUGGUCGAGCGAGUGUUCCGACGGAAUGCAGAGGACAUGAUGGACGGACGAUCCUGA
This is a messenger RNA of Aspergillus terreus NIH2624, 948 nucleotides long. RefSeq names its product putative TIM barrel metal-dependent hydrolase. Lineage: Eukaryota; Fungi; Ascomycota; Eurotiomycetes; Eurotiales; Aspergillaceae. The coding region runs from base 1 to 948 and encodes 315 amino acids. Gene Ontology annotation, molecular function: hydrolase activity. The transcript has 2 exons. The record is from RefSeq and is a predicted model, not a curated record.